UAGAAUUAAUCAUUCCAAUAGCACCAUUGAAAACUACACUUAUAUUUCAUUUGAUGAUAAAAUCUAUCCCCUCUCCUUUUUUGCAUCUAGUGAAACAAUCAUGUGACAACUGAUAUCAUGUAUUGGAGUAUCAGUUACAGCCCAUUACAGCCUCGCGGGAAAUGCCGAAAGGGUAGUGAAGGCUGUAAUAAGGAAGUUGUUGGUUUAAUCAUGUCAGUAUGUAAAUUCCCUCAAGUACUCUUGCAGAAAAGUUCAGUGAAAGAAAUCCAAUCGAAAAUCACAUGACAGAAGCGUUAAUCAAAAGUAUCAUUGUAAAAAAAAUUAAAUACCCAUAGGUUAUGCUCACUGCUUUAUCUGUCAAACAUUCCACAAAAUGGAGAAACACAUGCACUUGUGGAGAGGUGUUGACAAAUUGUCAUAUACUUUUGGAGAUAAACCAAAUGGCAUCAUUUGUAGAUUGGUUGCAAUUAAAGAUCACAUUUUUGUAGCAACUACCACUAAUAAUUUAUAUUAUGGUGAGGUAUCGGUUUUAGAAAAUAGCCCUCCGACAUUGGUUUUCAAAAGAGCUCAAUUUGAAGUUGUUGACAUAGCAUCCAAUUCGGAUUAUUUAUUUAUCGUAGAUAAUAAUGGACAUGUAUUGAAAGUAAAUCCUCAAGAUAUGAGCUUAGUAGAUACAAUAGUUCUAAAAGAAGAAGUUAAAUGUUGUAGGCAUGGAUAUAAACAAGAAAAUGAAAAUAUUAAAGUAAAAUCGAUAGCUGUUAGUGAUCAAGCUGCACUCUUUGUGACAGAAAGUGGACAACUUUGGGCUAGCGGAAAUCAGUCACAAAUAGAUAUUAAUAGUAUAGAACCUAAAAGGGUCAGAUUUUUUGAAGGUAGGACUGUAUCUGCUGUUGCAUGUGGUUCUAAUUUUAAUGUAGUUGCUGUUAGAAAAACAACAAAAGGCAUAAAGGAUGAUACUGAUAGUGAAAAUGAGUUGGAAGAAGAAGUGUUUGUAAAUUCUUGUCCUCAGUGUCUAAAUACUGUAUUAUUAAGUCCUACAAGCUUAACAUCAUCAGAUACUUGUCUAACUGGACUUCAUGCACAACAAUUUAGUGAAGAUCAAUCAACCAAUUCUAUUAGUGCUUUAUCAAUUACUAGUAAAGAGCAAGAUGCUAUUUCACCAAUAGAUGGUGUUAAAAAAGAGCAACAUUCUGAAGUAAUUGAAAAUGGAGAGUUAUGUUCUAGUAAUCCUGUGGAUUCAGACAAAGAAGAAAAAAGGAAUGUUAUUUUUAUAAAUACUGAAGCUGCAAGACAAUUUUUAACCAGGCAAUUAUCUUGGGUUUCAUCUUAUGGAAGUGUGAAAGAAGACAUACCCUUGGAAAAUGUUGAGAAACCAAGUAGAUUAAUUAAACAAAAUGUAUCUAAUGUAGCUAAUUUAGUAUAUGAAGGAGUAAAAAAUGUAGGUGGUAAAGUAGUUACGUUAUCAAGACACAUGAGUGGAAGUUCAGAUAUAAAUGAAUUCAAAGACGAUAUUGGUGAACAUUUUGAUGAACAAGGAGAAGAGUAUUUAAAACCUGCUGGUACUAGUUUAGCGCUAAGUUUACGGUGUGAAGAAUUUCCUUGGUCAUCUAGCACUGGUUCUUCAGAACAUGAACUAUCUCAACAAGGUUUAAAUGAAAGGAUUAACACAUUAACUCGUGCUGGGAGUAAUAUCCUAUCUACUGAAUUAUGGACAUGGGGCGAUGUGCAAUAUGGACAAUUAGGAACUGGAGAUAUCAUAAAACGCUCACGGCCAGUAUUAGUAGCAAAACUUAGUAAUACUGGACUUAGAAAAAUUUCAUGUGGUGCAUUUCAUGUACUUGCCUUGACAUUAGAUGGAAGAGUUUUUGCUUGGGGAAGAAACAAUCAUAAGCAAGUGACAUUGGAACCAAGUGCACACCAAAGUGCACCUCAAUUGUUCACCACUAAAUUAUGUCUAAAUGAGAGAGCUAAAGAUAUGGCUGCUGGUAGUUUUCACAGUUUAGUCAUGAUGCACCAUGGUCUAUAUUUUAUUGGACAAUCUAGUAAAGCUGGAGAAAUGUUUCAACUUAACAUUGAAACAAACACGGAAUGCAGUCCAAGACAAAUUUUUAGUUCAGGAGAAUAUAGUUGUUGCUCUGUAAUAAAUGAACCUGAAAUAAAUGUUUCUGAGGAUCUGAUAAACGAUCAAAUCUUCUUGGAAGAGAUAUUAAUCGUUUAUAAAAAUUUAAUUAAACCAUUCCAAAAGAAAGGAGGUGCUAUGCAAGAAUCAAAUGUUUACGAGACGUUAUGUCGAUGUUACACAGAGUUAUUAAGUUUCAGUGCCUUGAAUGUUAUUAGUCUAUGGGAUUAUUUUAAUCAUAUUGGCGAAACAUAUGAAGUAACAGUUGUUGCCAAUGUUGAAGAAUAUGUUACUGUGUACAGAUAUUACUUAAAUGCAGUAUGUGAUGUUAUUUCUUUGAGUGGAUUUACAUAUAUUGCAAAAAUAAUUGAAGUGCCACAAGUAAUAACAAAUUUAUUUAUAGAAAAGUUAAAAAGCAAUGAAGUUAAGAAAGUUACUAAUGAAAUUAUUAUCACAAUGGCAUUACAACAUCCACUGCAUAAAUUAAAUAGAUAUAAAAACAUGAUUUUAAAUUUAAUAAAGUGCAAUGGUACACGAAUGGGUGUAGAACGGUUACAGGAAGCUUUAAUAAAAUGGGAACAAAUAUGUGAUGAACAAGAGAAACGUCAGAAGGAAGCAGAAGCUACCAAAGUAUUUUGGGAAAAUUCUGGUAAAUUAGGAGAAUUAUUAAGAUCUCCUGACAGAAGACUUAUUAGAGAAUCUCGAACUCAUCCUUUGUCAAUACUUAAUUCUGGACGAUUUUCUACGCAUUGGUUUGUUUUGUUAACGGAUAUAUUUAUUCAUGUUACUGGUACUUCUCAUACAGUACAUCCACUUCAAACAUUAUGGAUAGAGCCUUUACCUGAUUCUGAGACAGUACAAAAUGCUAUAUCAGUGAUAGCUCCAGAAGAUACAUUUGUGUUAUAUACUCCAACGCCUUCUGAGCGUAAUGAAUGGUUAUACGCUUUACAAAAUGCUAUAAAAUGUAGUCUACAAAGGGUUAUUGGACAUAUACCUCCAAUAGUACGUUCUAGCUCAUUUCUUUUCACAAAGCACAGUGUUUUCAAAGAUGCAAAGUAUACUGGACGAUGGUUGAGUGGUAAGCCACAUGGUUCUGGAAAAUUAGAAUGGCCCGAUGGACGCAUUUAUGUAGGACAAUUUCAUAAAGGUAUUAUUCAUGGUACCGGAAAAAUGGAAAUUCCAUCACAGGGCGUGUAUGAAGGACAGUGGAAAGAUGGUCAACAGAAUGGAUACGGAACAAUGAAAUAUAACAAUGGAGACUUUUAUGAAGGAUAUUUCAAAGAUGGGUUACCUCAUGGGCAUGGAGUUAAAAAAGAAGGUCAUUUUAUGGCAUCUGUAGCAUCUGUAUAUAUUGGAGAAUGGGCUGCUGGUGUUAAACAAGGAUAUGGAAUUAUGGAUGACAUCAUGACAGGUGAAAAAUACUUGGGCUCAUGGAGUAAUGGUAUGAAACAUGGUUGUGGUUUAAUUGUAACAUUAGAUGGCAUUUAUUAUGAAGGUGUUUUCAUGCAAGACGUUUUAACGGGUCAUGGAGUUAUGGUAUUUGAAGAUGGUACUCAUUAUGAAGGUGAAUUUAAAUCAGCUGGAAUAUUUUAUGGAAAAGGCAUAUUAACAUUUCGAAGUGGUGAUAGAUUAGAAGGUAAUAUGAAUGGUGCAUGGAAUGAAGGAGUCAAAGUUAUUGCAACAUUACACAUGAACAAAGCUAGUGGAAAUAUACAAACUGAUUCAAAACCAAUGUCAUUUGGUAAAUUGUGUGUAUCACCAGAUCAGAAAUGGAAGGCUAUAUUUAGACAAUGUUAUCAGCAACUUGGUGUGCCUGAGUCAAAUUCAAAAGUGACUAGUAAUAAUGAGAAAUCAAUAGAAACUCAACGUGUUUGGCAAAAUGUUGCCAGUAUAAUAACUAAAUCACGUCAAAAAUCUUUACAACGAAAAAAGCUUUUAACUGUUGCUUCAAUUGGUACAGAAAAAAAUAAUGAAGGAACUGAUGAAUUAGACAAAAUCCCUUGCUUUGGAAGAGACAAGCUUACUACUCAAAGUUAUAAUGACGUUCAUAAAUAUUUGGUGAAAGCUUUUGAAAGUCAACACCACCCAUUAGGUGCUCUUUUAACAGAAGUUGCUACUGUGUACACAGCUACUUACGGUGGUGUAAGGGUUCAUCCUCUGUUACUUAGCCAUGCUGUUUCUGAACUUCACAGUAUUACUUCAAGAAUAUAUGAAAUAGUUACUUUAUUAUUUCCGGCAUUACCACGAGGUGAUAAAGAAUACAUAUUGGAGACAGAAGAUAGUGAAGAAGGCCAAGUUAUAAGUGCUGCUGCAAUACUUCAUCCGGUAUUAUUACCUCGAGUACAUUCAGCGCUUUUUGUUCUAUAUGCUUUACAUAAUAAAAAAGAAGAUGAUGCCUAUUGGGAAAGAUUAAUGAAAUGGAAUAAACAACCGGAUAUAACAUUAAUGGCUUUUCUAGAUAUUGACCAGAAAUUUUGGAAAAAUGCAAACGUAAUAAAUUUAAAUGAAAAUGGAUUACCGUAUCAAAGUGAACCAUACUUUAGUGAGGCCAUAGAAACUUUGCAGCAAUUGAAAACUACGUUUUCCCCGUUAGAAAAAUUGUUAGUCGUUAGAAAUACAUUUGAGCAAAUGACACAAGCAGUGCAAAAACAAUUGGGUCCUUCAUAUUUGUGGACAAUGGAUGAAUUGUUUCCGGUUUUCUGUUUUGUUGUUGUACGUGCUAGCGUGCUGCAAUUAGGCAGUGAAAUCCAUUUUAUAGAAGACUUCAUGGAACCAUAUUUGCAAAAUGGAGAACUUGGCAUUAUGUUUACUACUCUCAAGGCAAGUUACUAUCAAAUAUUGCAAGAGAAGAUUAAUGUGGGUGACUGAGUGUA
Megachile rotundata (alfalfa leafcutting bee) is the source of this 4992-nucleotide messenger RNA. RefSeq names its product Amyotrophic lateral sclerosis 2 (gene Als2). Gene Ontology annotation, cellular component: intracellular membrane-bounded organelle; cytoplasm. NCBI's taxonomy places the organism in Eukaryota, Metazoa, Arthropoda, Insecta, Hymenoptera, Megachilidae. Gene Ontology annotation, biological process: endosomal transport; regulation of GTPase activity. The record is from RefSeq and is a predicted model, not a curated record. Gene Ontology annotation, molecular function: small GTPase binding; guanyl-nucleotide exchange factor activity.